Molecule: messenger RNA, 1071 nt
Organism: Penicillium verhagenii
Lineage: Eukaryota; Fungi; Ascomycota; Eurotiomycetes; Eurotiales; Aspergillaceae
Product: ATP synthase complex assembly protein ATP12
Exons: 2
Coding region: 1-1071 (356 amino acids)
Biological process (GO): mitochondrial proton-transporting ATP synthase complex assembly
Cellular component (GO): mitochondrion
Source: RefSeq, a predicted model, not a curated record
AUGGCUACUAUUCGUGCUGCAUUCCCGCAGCUUUCCUCCGCCGUGCGAUACAACGCUGCACGCCAAUUCCACUCUUCCCCCUUCCGCGCCGCCGUUCCACACCCAGUCACUGCCCAUGGUCCCCCGCCCAAAGCUCCGGCCCCAGUGGAGUUUAAGGAUAAAACCGGUCAAUCAGAGGUUGAGACGUCUUCAGAAGAGGAAUUACGAUCACGAUUAACUAAGCCUUCUCCGCUGAAGAAGCGCUUCUGGAAAGAUGUUCACGUUCACGGCAAAGCCGGUGAAUACCAAGUAUUGCUCGAUAAGCGCCCCGUGAGAACCCCGAACAAGGACAUUCUCUCAAUACCCUCAACCAAGCCUCAACUGGCGCACGCGAUCGCCGUGGAAUGGGAUGUGAUGACAUCUGCCCAACAAGCCCUCAAGAGCCACCUUAUCCCCCUGACAUCCCUCGCAGCCCGUGCCGAAGAUAUCAUUCGCGAAGAUGCCCGGGGCGAAACUACCACUCGAACACAGAUUGUCGAAACCGCCAUGCGGUACUUGGAAACAGACACCCUACUCUGUUGGGAGCCAGAGAGAGAAGCUGGGCUCUUUGGACGCAUGGAAGAGACGGGAGGCAAAACUGAGACACUACGUGAGAUCCAAAUCCGUGUUUCCAAGGAUAUCAUGAGCUUCCUGUCCACCAAGGUCUGGCCUGGAUUGGAGAUCACACCUAUCCUCGACACGAACAGCAUUAUUCCAUUGUCGCAGCCACCCACCACUCAGGAAACCAUCCGAGGCUGGGUCUCGCAACUGGCACCUCAUGAUCUGGCUGGGUUAGAGCGAGGUAUCUUGGCUUCGAAGAGUCUCUUGGUGGCUGUGCGCCUGUUGGUAGAAUGGAGUGAAAACUUCCGCCACAUUCAGCGAUCUGGUGUGAAGAAGUUUGGCUUGGACGAGGCGGCCGAGGCUUCGAGCUUGGAAGUCAAGUGGCAGACGGAUAUGUGGGGUGAAGUUGAGGAUACUCACGAUGUUGGUAAGGAGGACAUGAAGCGACAACUUGGUAGCGUUGUUGUUUUGGUCAGCGGCGAAACUCGUUAG